AUGACCAGAACUAACAAAUGGACCGUUCACGAAGCCAAGGCCGAAUCCCACUAUUUUACACAUAACGGAACCUACGGUAAGGCACCCAAUGGCGUCAAGAAAAUGGGUUCCGGUAAGGGCAACUGGGGCAAACUCGGCGACGAAAUAGAAGACCUUAUUGACGACGGCGAGAUCCCACCCAUUUUCAACAAGGACAGACGUGGGUCCAAUGUCCAAUCGCACGAAAACAGGUACGAACAGGUACAGCAUCACGAGAACUAG
Messenger RNA from Lachancea mirantina, 261 nucleotides. Lineage: Eukaryota; Fungi; Ascomycota; Saccharomycetes; Saccharomycetales; Saccharomycetaceae. The record is from the annotation of a GenBank genome assembly.